CCACCUGGCGCAGCGCCGCCCUCGGAGCCCGCACACCCGGAGCCCGCACACCCGCGAACACCCGCGCUCCCCGCGCACCCCGAGGCCCCAGAAGGGCCCAGCGCCGCCACUCGCCAGCUCCCAGGGCUCCGGCCCGCCCGGUGCCCGCGCUCUCCCGCCUGGCCAUGGCCCCGCUCGUGUACUUCUUAUUCCUCCACUGCCUGAAGCAGGCGCUGGGCAGCUAUCCGAUCUGGUGGUCCCUAGCUGUUGGGCCCCAGUAUUCGUCCCUGGGCACGCAGCCCAUCCUCUGUGCCAGUAUCCCGGGCCUAGUACCUAAACAGCUGCGCUUCUGCCGGAACUACGUGGAGAUCAUGCCCAGCGUGGCAGAGGGUGUCAGGAUCAGCAUCGAAGAGUGCCAGCACCAGUUCCGAGGCCGUCGGUGGAAUUGCACCACCAUCAACAAUAGCCUGGCCAUCUUUGGCCCUGUGCUGGACAAAGCCACCCGUGAGUCUGCCUUCGUGCACGCCAUUGCCGCAGCUGGUGUGGCCUUCGCUGUUACACGCUCGUGUGCUGAAGGCUCCGCUGCCAUCUGUGGAUGCAGCAGCCGUCACCUGGGCUUACCUGGCCAUGGCUGGAAGUGGGGCGGCUGCAGUGAGGACAUCGAGUUUGGAGGAAUGGUGUCCCGGGAGUUCGCAGAUGCUCGGGAGAACAGGCCCGAUGCCCGCUCUGCCAUGAACCGCCACAACAAUGAGGCAGGACGCCAAGCCAUCGCCAGUCACAUGCAUCUCAAGUGCAAGUGCCACGGGCUGUCGGGGAGCUGCGAGGUAAAGACCUGCUGGUGGUCGCAGCCCGACUUCCGUGCCAUCGGCGACUUCCUCAAGGACAAAUACGACAGUGCCUCGGAGAUGGUGGUGGAGAAACACCGCGAGUCGCGCGGCUGGGUGGAGACGCUGCGGCCUCGCUACACCUACUUCAAGGUGCCCACGGAACGUGACCUGGUCUACUACGAGGCGUCGCCCAACUUCUGCGAGCCCAAUCGCGAGACCGGCUCCUUCGGCACACGAGACCGCACCUGCAACGUGAGCUCACCAGGCAUCGACGGCUGCGAUCUGCUAUGCUGCGGCCGCGGGCACAACGCGCGCGCUGAGCAGCGCCUGGAGAAGUGCCUCUGCGUCUUCCACUGGUGCUGUUACGUUAGCUGCCAGGAGUGCGCGCGCGUCUACGACGUGCACACCUGCAAGUAGCUGCGCGCCUGGCUCGGCGUGGUCCUCUAGGGUAGAGCAGGGAGGAGCCUGCAGAGUGGUGGCGGGGGAUCCACCCGGGGAUCCUCCCAGGAUGGGGCGGGGCUCUGGGGGUGAGGCUUUUGGAUAGGGGCCCGUCCUCUCUAGGGGCGGGGCUCCCAAAUUGGGGAUUUAGCCCCUCCACCAUCUCCAACGCAGCCCGCCUGUAAGAUUCCAUUCACUCCACCUUCUCUGUGUAGAGCAGCUCUCCUGGCGGACCAGCGGCCGAGACUCCCGUCCCCCACUUCUUCCUCUGAAGUCUGGGGACCAGGGCCGUCCGAGUCUGGCGCUCUGGAAAGGUUCUGGCACCGGGAGGACUGUGGCACGCCUUCCUCAGCCUUGCCUCUACCAGCGCCCCUGGCCAAGAAUCCUACGAAGAGAGCCCUCGACUUGCAGGUCCCCAAGAACCAGCUUGGCCUGGGAAAAAGAGGGGUUCUGGAGGCGGAGGCGAGCAGGAAGCUGGGCCCUGAAACCUGGCUCUGCCCUGGCUGCCAUGAGUGGGACAUCAGACACCCAGGGGCUCUUCCCAGUGACUGUUCUGCUGUCGCCCACACCCCCACCAGGCCUACUGUUGGCCUGGUCAGCUGUUGCCUCUGCUUUUCAGCUGACAGAACACCCCACUGUGGGGCCCUCCCUUCCUCUGGGGUAUCUCACCAACACCCCCUCCGGUCUACAGCAGAGGAGUGCAGCCUGCUAUCCCAGCACUGUCCGGCCUUCCUCUUGUCCUCAGCACCUCCCUCACCUUCCUCAUCCACAGCCCGAACCCCAAGUCCACCCAGCCUGCUGGACUGCACCAGCCCAGCCCCAUCAUCCUGCCUUGGAGGCUCAUUUGGGGUGGGGUGGGGUCGUUUGGAAUGUUUUGGUAGGAACAGCCACACCUGUGCUGCCGCAGAGGACCCACAACCCCUAGGGGUUGGUCUCCUCUCCCAGCCCUGGUGGUUUGGGCUGAUCCCCGGGUCCUCCUGAUGCAGCAACAGUGUGCCAGACUUGCCACACAGGCCACUGUCCCAGAGCACCUGGCUGGCCACUCAGCUCCCCUCACCUUCUGAUUCAUCCACACAACCCAGGAAGGACAGGCCUCUGGACCCCUCAGCCAAUGCCCACGCCAGGCCUCUCCUCAUUCACUCUGCCACUGUGAAAUGUCCCCUAGUCCCCAAGGGUCCACCGUCCAGGCUGGGGGAGGAGACCAGCCAGACAGGGAUGACCUGCAUGCCUCCGAGGACAAGACCUUCCCCUGCCUUGAAUUUUGUGUUUUGGUUUCAAUUUUAUUUCCGAUGCUGCUAUAUCUACCAUACACUGGAGCUAGACAAACAGAUGUGUUGUUAUUUUUUUUCUUUUCUUUCUGUGAAAGAAAUUAUUUUAGCCAUAGCUGUGAGUUCCAAACAAUAGGGAAGUAAAAGACAAAAAACAAAAAGCAGAAACAACCAAACGCUGUGGAUUGUGCUGAAUUUCUGGUAGUGGGUUGGG
This is a messenger RNA of Phyllostomus discolor (pale spear-nosed bat), 2726 nucleotides long. It is a transcript of the gene WNT3A, whose product is annotated as Wnt family member 3A. Bases 165 to 1223 code for a protein of 352 amino acids. Lineage: Eukaryota; Metazoa; Chordata; Mammalia; Chiroptera; Phyllostomidae. Gene Ontology annotation, cellular component: extracellular region. Gene Ontology annotation, biological process: neuron differentiation; canonical Wnt signaling pathway; cell fate commitment. The record is from RefSeq and is a predicted model, not a curated record. Gene Ontology annotation, molecular function: frizzled binding; cytokine activity. The transcript is spliced from 4 exons.